Molecule: messenger RNA, 345 nt
Organism: Rhizoctonia solani
Lineage: Eukaryota; Fungi; Basidiomycota; Agaricomycetes; Cantharellales; Ceratobasidiaceae
Product: copper/zinc superoxide dismutase domain-containing protein
Exons: 2
Coding region: 1-345 (114 amino acids)
Source: RefSeq, a predicted model, not a curated record
AUGGCUUCUCUAACUCGUCGAGCGUCCGCUCGCAACAUGAAGCAUGAAGAAGAAUCUACGCCAGCCCUCGACACACCUUACGAAACCCGCACACGGGGUUCGGCAUUUGGAAAAAUCAAGACACUUGCUACCCUGGGUAUUUUCGUGAUAUCUGGCUUCCUUGGGUAUAAUGCUGGAAAUUUGGGCCGAAUUGUGUCGACUAAAUAUUUUGGGGGGUCGCCUGGGACGUCUGGCCCCUUGGCAUAUGCGGUGGCGUAUCUGAAAGGGCCAAAUUCAAACGUAACGGGAGUGAUCCAUUUCUCUCAGCCGUCGCCAACUGGACCCGUAUUUAUCACGGAGAGUUGA